AUGAGGUUGAUGAAUCGGAAGAAUUUAGUCUUUUUAAUGUUUUAGCUUUUUCUAGAAUCAUCAUUCAUCUCAGUUUUUUCAAGUUCAGUCAUAUAAAAUACAAGUUGGAAACAUAGUUUAGCUCCACAAAGGCUCAGAGCGAGCAACAAUCACUGGACUGAUGCAAAUCGCAGCAGCUGCGGGGAUGAACCGCUGGGCUCCGGGAAGAGCCGGGAAUGCCACUAAAUCAGACGGGAGUGGGCCGCGCGGAGGGAGGCUGAUGAUGCUGGUGUGGAUUAUCCUCUUCAGCUCGCUGUGCCUGAUGGUCGACGGGCAGAUGAAGAUCCCACCAGAAACGGUGCAGCAGUGGGCCGUGUCCUUUAGCAAAGAGAUUGCUGCUCUCUCCGCCAGGUACUCUGGAGCCAAGCUGCUACAGAAGAAAUACAAGGACAUCGAGGGCAUGGUGAAGAUUGAGGAGGUGGACGGAGAGGAGCUGGUGAAAAAGUUUGCAGAGGAGAUGGAGGAGAUGCUCGGGAGGAAGAUGAAGUCAGUGAAGAGGUUAGCAGAAGCAGCAGAGGAUGCAGAUUUAUACCACGAGUACAAUGAAACACUGGAGUUUGAUUAUUAUAACUCCAUGCUGAUCAACUCGUACGAUCAGGCUGGGAACUCGGUGCCACUGGGAGGAGAAUUCCCUCUGGAGGCAAAUGAACACUUCAAUACACUCCCAGUGAACACACAACUGAGCAACAUACAAGUCCCCACUAACGUCUACAACCGAGAUCCAGACAUUCUCAACGGAGCCUACAUGUCCGAGGCCCUGAACGACGUGUUCAUCGAUAACUUCCAGAAGGACCCGACUCUCACGUGGCAGUACUUUGGCAGCGCUACAGGCUUCUUCAGGCUGUACCCAGGGAUCAAGUGGACUUCAGAUGAACAUGGUGUGGUCACGUUUGAUAGCAGAAACAGAAAUUGGUAUAUCCAAGCAGCCACGUCUCCCAAAGAUGUGGUGAUCGUGGUGGAUGUCAGCGGCAGCAUGAAGGGACUGAGACUGACCAUCGCCAAACACACCAUCAAUACAAUCCUGGACACACUGGGAGAAAAUGACUUUGUUAACAUCAUUGCUUACAGUGAUUAUGUUCGUUACGUGGAGCCCUGCUUCAAGGGCACACUGGUACAAGCUGAUCUGGAUAACCGGGAGCAUUUCAAGAUUUUGGUUGAAGAGCUUCAUGUGAAAGGAGAGGGAAAAGUGAAAUAUGCAAUGAAGGAAUCUUUCAAGAUUCUCAAUGAGGCUGCUGCACAAGGCCAGGGCAGCCUGUGUAACCAGGCCAUCAUGCUGAUUACAGAUGGAGCCAUGGAGGACUUCCAGGAGGUUUUUCAAGAGUUCAACUGGCCAGAGCGAAGGGUUCGAGUUUUCACCUACUUAAUUGGACGUGAGAUGACAUUUGCUGAUAAUGUCAAAUGGAUCGCCUGCAAUAAUAAGGGUUACUACACCCACGUCUCCACGCUGGCUGACGUGCAGGAAAACGUUAUGGAGUACCUCCAUGUUCUCAGCCGGCCGAUGGUCAUCAACCACGAUCAUGACAUCAUAUGGACCGAGGCCUACAUGGACACUGUGCUGUUCGAUACUCAGGCCCAAAGCCUGCUGCUGAUGACCUCGGUGGCCAUGCCUGUGUUCAGCAAGAAGAAAGAGACUUUGUCUCAUGGGAUUCUGCUGGGAGUGGUGGGAACUGACGUGGCCCUAAAAGAACUGAUGAGAUUAGCUCCUAGAUACAAGUUGGGUGUCCAUGGUUACGCCUACCUCCUCACCAACAAUGGCUACAUCCUGUCUCACCCUGACCUACGACCUUUGUAUAAGGAGGGGAAGAAGUUAAAGCUGAAACCUAACUACAACAGUGUUGAUCUUUCGGAGGUGGAGUGGGAGGACACUGAGGAGAAACUGAGGACAGCCAUGGUGAAAGGAGAAACUGGAACGUUAUCUUUAGACGUGAGAACGUCAGUGGAUAAAGGAACGAGAGUGAUGUUCCUGAAGAAUGAUUACUUUCACACCGUCCUCAAUGAGACGCCAUUUAGUCUGGGUGUAGUGUUAACUCAGGGAUAUGGACAGUAUAUCUUCAUUGGAAACGUCUCUGUUGAGGAAGGUCUUCAUGACUUACUGGCUCCAGAUCUGACCAUAGCCAGCGAGUGGACAUACUGUGAGACUGACAUCGACCCAGCCCACCGCAAGCUGAAUCAGCUGCAGGCUGUUAUACGAUACCUCACUGGCAAAGAACCUGAAUUGGAGUGUGAUGAGUCGUUGUUGCAACAAACUCUGUUUGAUGCUGUGGUCACGGCUCCUAUGGAAGCUUACUGGACCGCUCUUAUGCUUAAUACAUCUGGUAUUGACGAUGGAGUAGAAACAGCGUUCCUGGGGACCCGUUCAGGCCUGUUGAGAUUCCAGCGGUACACUGGUAUUGAGAAAAGGGUUGCUAAGACUUUCCUGACCUCCACAGACAAGGAGAAUAUGUUCACACUGGACCAUUUCCCAGUAUGGUACCGCAGAGCAGCCGAGUACCCAGCUGGACAGUUUCUAUACUACAUGCCCAGACAGGACACUAGAGCAGGGCCGAUAGUGAUCUCUACCACUGCAGUCACUGUGACCGUGGGCAAGAAAACUGCCAUCGCUGGAGCCAUCGGUGUCCAGAUGACUCUUGACGCGUUUGAGUCCAGAUUCUGGUCCAUUACGUCCCAGCCAAAUGACACAGAUUGCUCUGACAUAGAAGGGAAAUGUCCUCUUCAGUGUGGCAGCUUUGAUAUCGACUGUUACCUGAUUGACAAUAAUGGCUUUGUCCUAAUUUCUAAACAGCGUAAUGAUGCGGGGAGGUUCUUUGGUGAGGUUGAUGGAUCAGUGAUGACCACGCUUAUCAGAAUGGGCAUGUUCAAAAGGGUGUCCUUGUUCGACUACCAAGCCAUGUGUAAGAUGAACUCGCACUCUGUCAACAGCGCUCGUCCACUGCUCAGUCCCUUCUAUGGUUUGGCAUCAGCACUCAAGUGGCUCCUCUCCAACUUCCUUCUGUUCCUCCUGGAGUUUAAUAUCUGUGGCUUCUGGCACACGGAGCAUUUUGCUGAUGCGAAGCCAUCUUUCAGCGUGUCCUCGGCUCAUAAGAAAAAAGGGGACAUCCUGCAGCCGUGUGAAACCGAGUACCCCAGCUUCGUUUAUGAGCCGUCAGUCAAAGAGACCAACAGCAUUAUUAAGUGUGGACGCUGCCAGAAGAUGUUUGUGGUGCAACAGAUACCAGACAGCAACCUCCUGAUGCUGGUGGUUCAAGCAGACUGUGACUGUUCCAGACAGUACAGUCCAAUCACCAUGGAGCCCCAGGAAGUCAAAUAUAACGCCUCAGUAAAGUGUGACAGGAUGAGGUCGCAGAAGAUUCGCAGACGGCCCGAGUCCUGCCACGCCUACCAUCCACAGGAGAAUGCCAACGACUGCGGACGAGCUUCUUUCAUUUCUCUCUCAAUCUCUCUCUUCUUUAUCUGUCUUUCCUUCUCCACGAUCGUUUCUUGACAAUGGACAACCUUUGGUGUUCCAUCCAUUAUCGCAUUAAGGGGGGAGAUUGGAAAAAAUGAAGACAUGUGUUUAAACACUGGAAACCUCAAGUGGAUUUUUUUUUAAUGUUCCUAAUUAUGGACAAUUUGCUCAUGAAGACAACAAGUCAGGUCUCUCCUGGCGGACAUGGACAUCGAUGUUAUUAUGAGCGUUUGUGGGUCACGCACCAAUUUGCAUCUCACAAUGAAAAGGAACUGAAGAGAUGCAGGUGGUGGCUGUGACGUGCUUUGAUGCAAGAGGCUUAUGAGUCACAAGAUGCAGCAUAACAGAAUCCAAGGGGGGGAAAUAUGUUUCUCAUUUCCCUUAUCACACUGAAUGGUGUGUUGCAAGCACACAUGCAUAUUAUAUAUGCGGCUACAAGCAUGCAAACCUCCAAUAAUACAAGCAUCCAAUAUUUAUCAGCCACAAUGCUUUAUUCAAAGACUUUGCUCUUUUAAUUAUGAGUAAUAACCAGAGACAAGGGCUACAAACGUAUGUGGUAGAACACUGUUGUGUUUCAUGGUUGCAUAGCAUUUAGAUUUAUAUCAAAAACUGAUAAAAGAUAAUAAAAAAUGGGGGUCGUCAGCUCUUUGGGGGAAACUCAUUUUGAAUUUAUAUUUUGAUCACAUCCCCGAAAAUAUUUGUUUCUUUUUAAAUAAUGUCUGUCUGCCUUUCUGUCUUUAUCAUCUGUGUCUUUCUUUGUGUUUGUACAGAUACCUUUUGUAACUAUGUUUGUCUGGACGUGUGGGAACCAGAAUUCUGGCAGCGUGUAUGUCUACAAUCUGCAUGGUUCACACAACUGUAGCCUGAAGUUCCAGAUGUUUUCGGAUCACUUGUGUUUCGUGUGUAUGUGUUGGGGGUUUUAAAAAAUGAACAAAUAUGAUGUCAAUCUGCAUGUGCUUACCACAAAUGAUGAUUUGCACUUCUACCAAGAUAUACAUUUUUAAGAAAUUCAAUUUCAAUGCAUUUUCCAGAGACUUACUUUAAUUUUUUUAGGGGUCAUCUUCCUGUAUCUGCUUUCAUAAAACAAUUUAGAAAAGUAAAGGUUACUCCCACUGAGAAGCAGCGUUGUUCGUAUGGAAGAAACUUGGUCAUGGCUUCAUUUUUUUUAAAUCUCCUGUUGAUUUGUGUGUAAUUCCAAUGUAAAUGAAUCACACAGUAUUUUUGUACACAUCUGCUUGUAUGUUUCAUAUUUUGGACUGUUUUGUCUCAGCGUUUCAUCUUUGAGCUGUGAGUGUCCCUGUUGUUGUUUUCUAUCAUAUUUUUUCCAUCAUCGUACGAAGUAUGUCCGUUGAGUUGAACUAAUUCUGUUGACAGAAUUGCCUCAGACUUUGCCUGUUUAGGUAAUAGACUCAGAUACAUGUCGUGUGUGUGCAUCAUUACACGUUGUUGUCUCUCUUGCUUGGAUUAUUGCAGAACUUUGACUCAUUCGUUGACUUUUGUUGGUAAUCUUCACUGUACAAUAUUGAGUGGUUGAUAUGUUCACAUUGUGGUUUGA
Messenger RNA from Pleuronectes platessa (European plaice), 5039 nucleotides. RefSeq names its product calcium channel, voltage-dependent, alpha 2/delta subunit 4a (gene cacna2d4a). Gene Ontology annotation, cellular component: voltage-gated calcium channel complex. The record is from RefSeq and is a predicted model, not a curated record. NCBI's taxonomy places the organism in Eukaryota, Metazoa, Chordata, Actinopteri, Pleuronectiformes, Pleuronectidae. Gene Ontology annotation, molecular function: voltage-gated calcium channel activity. Bases 161 to 3520 code for a protein of 1119 amino acids. The transcript is spliced from 40 exons.